AUGCCGCUGUAUUAUAUUCCGUUUCUAUGUAUAUAUAUUUCAUCAUUUACGUCGACUUUAGAUACUGAUGAAUUAUUUCUAAAUAUAAAAUCAAUAAACAUUUACGUUACUUUUACACAACGAAUGAGCUCUACCGACGAGUCAUACUCGAUGACUUGUUCACUGCCGUCGUCGCUCGAACAAACACCAAUAUCAUCGCUUUCUGCUGCAUCCAGUUAUUCAUCAUUGGUCAAUUAUGAUGAAACAAGCUCACUUGAUCAUGAACAAUUACCUCAACAGCAGCAGCAACAACACUUCGAACGAAAAAUCAAAAAGAACGAUACCAAAUCAGAUACGAAUACGAAAUUAACCAAUGAAUACAACAAUAUCAACAAACGUUCGCCACAUUCAACCUUACUCAGUCGCCAUGUGAAUAGAUUAUGCUCGAUACUUGAAGAUUCCGUUGAAAUUCAUGGUCAAGGAAACUUUCCGGCAUUAAACAUCGUUCCUAAAGAUUUCUUAAUCGAACUCAGACGAGCUUUUCAUGCCAACCACGUUGACAUCAGAGAUAUUCGUCUCAAUGGAGGUGCCGCUUCGUAUGUCCUGACAAAUGAUAAAUUGUUUUCCUACACAGAUAUUGAUUUCGUAUUCCGUUGUGAUUUAUCUUCGGAAUCGACUUGGACUCAAAUAAAAACCACCGUCUGUGAAUGCUUAUCUCAACAAAUUCCAUCGACAUCUUCACAACUAUCUGUUUCGCCCAUAAUCAUUCAAGCAGCAUAUGUCAAAAAAAUAGUACGUGUCAUCAAUCCAUCAAACAAUGAUUCAUGGGCGCUGAUAUCUCUGUACAACAUCAACGGCCAAAAUAUCGAACUAAAGUUCGUUGAUCGAUUGAAACGACAAUUCCAGUUCAGUGUCGACUCAUUUCAAAUCUUACUCGAUCCAUUAAUGGAUUAUUACGAGCGAAUUUCCAAAUACCAACAAUCAAUUAAUAAAAAACAACAAUAUUAUCAUCACGACUAUCGUGCAUCGAAGAGCAAUCGCUAUCCAAACCGUUAUCCGGUCAUACCAGUCGAAUGCUUGUACGGAAGUUUCGAUGCUGCAUUAACACAUCUCAAUCGUCGACAAAUUGUUACCACCUCACCCGAAGGCAUUCACGGCGGUGGUUUACUCAAGUAUUGUCUUCUACUAACACGUGGCUAUCGUCCAUAUGAUAACGGCAUAUCAUCCUGGCAACUUGAAAAGUUAAUGUGCUCACGAUUCUUCAUUGAUUUUGUUGAUGUCAACGAACAAGAGUAUAAAUUAGUCUCAUAUCUAUCAUCACAUUUCUCAAACGACGAUUCCGCGAAGUAUCGUUAUUUGUUACAAUUGAGCACCAUCAUCGAACGCAGCACUGUUUGUCUGAUGGCACAUGAACGAAAUUUAACAUUGACAUUAAUAUCCCAAUUAGCAACGGAAUAUUAUUAUCGACUAUGUGAUGAAUACAAUACAUAUAAUGUAACGACUGCUGAGGUAACUGUGCCGAAUUCGAUUACAAUUGAUGUUAUUUAUCAUAAUGAACUCGACGAAUGGAAAUCUUUAUAUACUCCUUCAAAAAUUCCAUCUCAAUUACAACAGGAAGAGAACUAA
Adineta ricciae is the source of this 1605-nucleotide messenger RNA. NCBI's taxonomy places the organism in Eukaryota, Metazoa, Rotifera, Eurotatoria, Adinetida, Adinetidae. The record is from the annotation of a GenBank genome assembly.